Messenger RNA from Gracilinanus agilis (Agile Gracile Mouse Opossum), 2845 nucleotides. RefSeq names its product CDKN2A interacting protein (gene CDKN2AIP). The record is from RefSeq and is a predicted model, not a curated record. Gene Ontology annotation, cellular component: nucleolus; nucleoplasm. The transcript has 3 exons. Lineage: Eukaryota; Metazoa; Chordata; Mammalia; Didelphimorphia; Didelphidae. Bases 114 to 2036 code for a protein of 640 amino acids.
UGGUUCCCUGCCCUCGGGAUUGCGGGAGCCACCCGAGCCCUUGGUGACAGGGCCUUCUCCGUCCUCUCCCUUGUCCUCGACCGACCCUAGCGACGGACAAGAGCGGGUCGAGCAUGGCGCAGGCGGCCAUCUCUGAGGUAUCCGAGUACUUGAGCCAGAAUCCGCGGGUGGCCGCCUGGGUGGAGACUCUGCGCAGCGACGGGGAGACGGACAAGCACUGGCGCCACCGACGCGAGUUUCUGCUUCGCAAUGCCGGAGAUCUGGCCCCCACCGCCACCACCGAAGCCGCCUCGGUGGAGUGCGGGGAUCGCCGGCGCCAGCUGCAGCAGCUCGUCUCAUCCUCCAUGGCCUGGGCCAACCAUAUUUUCUUGGGGUGCCGGUACCCACCAAAAGUUAUGGAUAAAAUACUUAGUAUGGCUGAAGGCAUCAAAGUGACAGAUGCUCCAAUCCAUACAACAAGAGAUGAACUGGUUGCCAAGGUGAAGAAAAGAGGGAUAUCGAGUAGCAAUGAUGGGGUAGAAGAGCCAUGCAAAAAGCGGGCAGUUGAAGGAAAGAACAGUUCUUCUGGUGGUCAGGAUGCUUCAAAGACUUCUGGCAGAACAGAGCAGCCAUCACCAAAGCAGGAAGUCAAGGUGGGGCCAGUGCUGUCCACUAGAUCUGUGGGAAGUGGAGAGAACCUGUGUCGGAGCUCUAGCAGCACUUUAGAAAGGGGGAGUGCUCUUUCACAAGAGGUGGCAGGAGUGAAGAGUCAGAAUAAAUCCACCAUUGAGCUGACAGCUGAGAACUUGGGAUCGAAGCAAAGCACCAGCACUUCUCAAGCUGUAGCAGCUGGUCCUGAAAAAGUUUCAGAUGUAGAAACUUCAGACAAACAUGGUACAACACUAAUUUCAUCUGUGACAAAAUCCAAUAGUCUUGGGACCCAGCUAACUGAUUCCAAACAACAAAAUGCAUCACCUAAAAAGGGUGUUUUGGAGAGCACUUCGUCUUUGACUUCGUCUUUGACUUCUCAGAACAAUUCAGAGACAGAAGUGCCCCUCUUGACUUCUCAAAGCAGGUCAGAGACAAGUGUCCCAUUGUUAGGUUCCCCAAGCAGCUCAGAAGUAGAGUUGCCUCUGUUAUCUUCCAAACCUGGUUCGGAAUUACUGCCCUUGUUAGGUUCCAAAACCACUUCAGAUGCAAGCACAUUACAAUCAACUUCCAAAACUAACUUGGAGUCAAACAUUUCAUCAUCUGUUUCUAAGAACAGUUCCUCACCAAGUGUGCAAAUGUUAACUCCUAAAAACACCUCCUCUUCAAGCACCUCCUCUUCAAGCACAUUACUGCUGACUUCUAAGAGCAGCUCCCAGGUAGCUGCUACACUGUUGGCUUCUAAAAGCAGUUCCCAGGCAGCUGCAUCAAUUCUGGCUUCCAAAAGCAGCUCCCAGACAAGUGGAUCACUGUUGGCUCCCAAAAGCAGCUCCUUGACAAGUGUAUCCCAGCUGGCUUCUAAGAGUAGCUCUCAGACUAGCACAUCACAGUUACCUUCUAAAAGCACUUCACAGACAAGUGAAAGUUCUGUUAGGUUUUCUUGCAAAUUAACCACUGAAGACGUAAAACAGAAGCAACCUUUUUUCAAUAGAUUGUAUAAAACUGUAGCAUGGAAGUUAGUAGCUGUUGGUGGCUUUAGUCCCAAUGUAAAUCAUGGGGAACUCUUAAAUGCGUCUGUGGAGGCUCUAAAAGCAACAUUGGAUGUUUCUUUUGUUCCACUAAAAGAACUGGCAGAUCUUCCUCAAAGUAAGAGUUCUCAAGAAAGUAUAGUUUGUGAAUUGAGGUGCAAGUCUGUUUAUUUGGGUACUGGCUGUGGAAAGAGUAAGGAGAAUGCCAAAGCAGUAGCAUCAAGAGAAGCUCUGAAGUUAUUUCUCAAGAAAAAAGUGGUGGUAAAGAUAUGCAAAAGGAAAUACAGAGGAACUGAAAUAGAAGAUUUGGUGCUUCUUGAUGAAGAAUCAAGACCUACAAACUUACCUCCAGCUUUAAAACAUCCUCAGGAGCUACCAUAGCAUGUUUAAAAAGUCACUUGCAUAAAGCAUAUAUAGUGUUUUAAAACAUGAACUGAAGUUUACUUUUGUACACUAAACUUUCAGACAUUUUGUAUUGCUUUCCCCCCCAGUUUUGCAGAAAACUUAUGUUCUAGUUGUCUUCACAUAGUAGCAGCAGUUGUAAAAUGAUUUAUGAAUGAAUGACAAUGUGCAUUUAAAGGUAUGCCUUAACAUCAUAGCACACCAGAAUGCUGUUUUAUUUGCUAAAGAGUAUACCCAUGUCUCCUCUUUUUAAUGGUACGUUAGGUACGGUAUGCAGUUCAGUAUAGUCUUAAUACUUUUUGUACUGCUAAAAAUGUGGUGAAAAUGUAUUGAGUGUUAGCUUGCCUUUUUUUUAGCAGAAAAAACAAAGCCCCCCCCCAAGAUGAAAGUGAUAGGGACUACAGUAUUAUAUGGAUGUCUGAAAAUCCAAGAUAAGUGAGAUUUUUAAGAGUUUAUAUAGAGAGAACUCAUAAUGUUAAACAUGCCUGUAAAAGAAUGAGGGAAAAAUAGUUUCAGAAAAUUUCUAUGAAGAACUGUAAACAUUUUAAAAUAUGAAGCUGUAUGAAGUACUUAAUAUAAUUUUACACUAAAAUUGUUGACUAAUUCAGCAUAAGUUUCAACUACUCAAAUCCACUAGGAAUUAAUUUAUGUUCAAGGUAAAAUACAAUUUACAUUUUUUUUGCAGAAUGGAAAAAGGGGGUUUGUAUAUUUAGCAUAUUGUGACUGCUACUCUAAAAACACUUUGAUUUGUUAGAUAUUAAAUGCUUUAAGCUAUUUUACCUUUUAAA